This is a messenger RNA of Entrophospora sp. SA101, 820 nucleotides long. NCBI's taxonomy places the organism in Eukaryota, Fungi, Glomeromycota, Glomeromycetes, Entrophosporales, Entrophosporaceae. The record is from the annotation of a GenBank genome assembly.
AUGUCUUCACCAGCAGAACCGCAUACAUGUUACGAUAAUGAGUUUACACCAAAUCAAGCACGCAAGGUUAAAUCAGUCAGCUGCGCAAUGGUCGAUGAAAAGCCAAAAACAAAGACCCUUAAAAAUCAAGCUGCAAGUAGCAAUAUGUUCACAAUAAACCUCAAGUGUCUAAGCCCAAAUGCAGCUUUUUGUGGAAAAGCCAAAAAAAGUUUGGAUGUUACAGGAGAAACGAUUACCAAAGUUCUAAUGUUAAAAGAACCUAUUGUUGUAGACAUCACUUUUAAGCCACUAUCUCCAGGUGUAAUAGGUCAAACAGGAGUGUCUAGAUUUAUACCGUUGAAAGGCUCGGAUGGAGUAGAUAGAGCGUAUCCACAAGGAUUAGUAAAACAAUUCGGACUUCCAUCACAUCCGGCAUUUUUACCUUUUGACAUAAUAGCAGAAUUUAGCUCUGAAUUGAAUUUUUGGUUUGAUGAUGAUACAACACCGAUUGCAAAAAAUCAGCUAUCAUUUUCAUAUAUGACAUUGCACGAAUUCAUUUUAACUAACUAUAGAGAAAAACAUCAUAAUGGAAUUUCAAUUGAAUCGGUUAAUGACAAAAAAAUAUUAGAAAAACAAUUAUGCGAAUUUGUUGUUGGUGUGCGAAGAGAUGAUGGCGAAGAAUAUUUGUCAUUAAAAAAUUGUAUGGCUGCAAUUGAUAGACAUUUGAAAAGUCACAGUGUAAUUAAAGAUCAAAUUACCUUAAAUGGAAACGCGUGCAAGCAAAAUUAUCCAGACUUAUAUAAAACUUUAAAUGGAAAGCUACGUGAUCUUAAGAAACAGG